CAGGGUUCAAUACAUAGUUUGGUACAGUACAAAUACUCCGGGGCGGUGUUACACACGAUGUGAUCUCACAAACCGUCCCGGCCGAGGACCGGGCUUAUCUUGAUAGGCUUGGCAACGUCAGAAUCUAUGACGGUGGAAUGGAUCUCCUCGUCUAAGGUACCUUCAUGCUGAUGGAGAGUCACCAGAGGCAGCAGCAAGAGAUCGCUCGGCUGAAAGAAGUUGAGCAGAAGGCUGCCUUGGACGAGGAGGCCAUGAGUUGCCUUGAUAGGCUUCGGGGCGAGUUGGAGGCCCUGAAGAAGAGGGCUGAUGAGGCCGAUGCGGCCUACCGCCAAGUGGCUGCACACAGGGACGAUGCCCUGGCCAAGUUUGCCGGAGAGAAAGAGGCGCGUGAGGCUGAUCGUCGUCGUGCUAAUGAGGCCGAAAAGGCCAGAGCUGAGGCCGAAAAGGCUGCUGAGAAGGCCACUCAUGCUGCCAUUCAGAAGUUUCUCGUCUUUCUUCGAUCAUGUGGAGGUCGAUCUUCAUGUUCUCUUCGUUGACCUCAGGCUCAUAUUGCUCCACCCGUCGGCUGGGAAUGGUGACCUCUGUGGGUGCCUUUUUCUCGAAGUCGUAGCAUAGGGCAAAGGGUGUUUCGCCCGUCGCCCUUCUCGGCGUAGUACGGUAGCACCACAGAAUGUUGGGGAGCUCAUCGGCCGAGCUGCCUCCUGCGUCUUGGAGUUUCUUUUUAGGCCCUCCAGAAUGGUUCUGUUGGCGUUCUCAACUUGCCCGUUACCUUGAGGGUAGGCUACGGAGGAGAAACGAUGUUUGAUUCCACAUUACUGGAGGAGCUCUUGGAAGGGUGCGGCCUCAAACUGGGUGCCGCUAUCGGAUAUGAUCUCCUGGGGAACGCCGAAACGGGUGAGGAUGUUCUUGUGGACGAACUUCUGGCACCUGGCCCCUGUAAUGCUGGCCAAGGGUUCCGCUUCGACCCACUUGGUGAAGUAGUCGACUGCGACGAUGAUGUAGCGGUUGACGCUGGCGGCUCUCGGUAGGGGCCGAUUAGGUCAAUCCCCCAUCUUGAUAAUGGGAUUGCAGUGCUGACCGGGGCAUAGUUGACGACCGGCCGACCAGGGGCCUUCUGAAGUAGCUGGCACGCGGUACACUUCCUUGCAAGAUUUGCACAAUCCCGUGCCAUCGUCGGUCAGAAAUAGCCUUGGACGACGAGGCAGCGGGACAUGCUGAAAGGACCCUGGUGUGAGGAACAGACGCUGCAGUGGACUUCAUCCAUGGCCACUUCGGCCUCAUCCUGGUGUAGGCAUCGAAGGAGAGUGCCAUUCUAGGAUCUCUUAUAGAGUUUCCCAUCUUCAAUGGUGUAACUUGGGGCCCUGAGUUUGGCUAUCUUGGCCCUCUCCUCGUCCUGGGGUAGCUCUCCAGAAGUGAUGAAGGUCAUGAUAUCGGUGAUCCAAUCCUCUGGUCGAUGUUGAAUGCACAUAAUCGGGCUGACAUGGAUGUUGGACAUACUGAGCUCCUCGAUCUUGGCUAUCUUGGAGAUGUUCUCUGGAGUGUCCGUGCUGAGUUUGGAGAGGAUGUCGGCCUCAGCAUUCUCCACCCUUGGGGUCUGUGUGAUCUCAUGGGUUUCAAAUGCCUUGAGAAACUCCUCAGCCGCCUGUUUGUACUGCCUCAUCCUUCCUUCCUUGGCCUCGUAUGAGCCUUCGAUCUGGACCACGACCAGCUUGGAGUCGCACUUGAUUCUGACAUGCCACGCUUUGAGGUCGACGGUGAGUCUGAGGCCGCUGAAGAGAGCCUCAUACUCGGCCUCGUUGUUGGAUACCCUAAAGUUGAAGCGGAUGGAAUAGUAAGCUCUGAAACCUUCAGGGGAGAUGAGGACGACACCACUCCCACAUGCUUUAGCCGCUGAUGAACCAUCAGUGAAGAGGGUCUGUGUUUCUUCUGGCUCUGGCCCGAGUAUGGUAGCGGCCAUUUCCCUUGCCGUGCACUCGGUGACAAAGUCGGCCAAGGCAUGCCCCUUGAUAGAUGACCUUGGCUUGAUUUCAAUCUGGAACUGGCUAAGGAAGAUUGCCCACUUCACCAUCUUGGAGGAGUUAGUGGGGCUCCGCAUGAGUGCGCCAAGGGGCUGAUGAGUCAACACAUGGACGACAUGGGCCUGAAAGUAGUGCCCUAGCUUCUUCACCGUGUGGACGAUGGCUAGAACCGUCUUCUCAAUGGGGGAGUACCUGAGCUUGGCCUCCCACAGUGUCUUGCUGACGUAGAAAAUUGCCCUCUACACCCCUUCAUGCUCGCGGAUGAGCAUGGGACUGAUGGUCGACGUGCUCACCCCUAAGUACAAGAAUAGGGUUUCACCGGCUUUUGGCUUGGAAAGCACAUUAGGGGACGAAAGGUACUGCUUCAGCUCUUCGAAUGCUUGCUGACACUCCAUCGUCCACUUGAAGUUGUUCGCCUUGCGCAUGAUUUGGAAGAAAGGGAGAGACCUUUCAGCCGAUUUGGAGAGGAAACGGUUCAGGGCCGCAAGGCGUCCCGUCAGCCGUUGUACCUCCUUCACAUUUCGUGAUGCCUCCAUGUCAACAAUGUCCUGGAUCUUCUCCGGGUUUAUUUCAAUGCCCCUUCGGCUGACCAUGUAGCCGAGGAACUUGCCUCCCUGGAUGCCGAAGGUGCACUUCUUGGGGUUCAGGCGGAGCUGGAACUUCUUCAUGAUUUCAAAAAAUUUCCGGAUGUCGUCAGCAUGAGUGGUAGAUUGCUUGCUCUUGAUGAUCAUAUCAUUGACGUAUGCCUCCAUCGUCUGGGUGAGGACUGCUCUGAAGAUUUUGGCUACCAUCCUGGUGUAUGUGGCGCCUGAAUUUUUGAGCCCAGAAGCCAUGACGAGGUAGCCGAAAAUUCUCUCCGGGGUCAUGAAGACCGUCUUCUCGGCAUCAUCUUCAUGCAUGAAGAUCUGGUGGUAUCGCCUGAAGGCGUCCAAGAAUGACAUCAACUCGCAGCCCGCCGUCUCGUCCACCAACUAAUCUGUGUUGGGGAGAGGGAACGGGUCCAUGGGGCACGCUUUGUUCAGAUCAGUGUAAUCAACGCACAUUCUGAACGUCGGUGGCUUCUGGGCGAGGACGACGUUGGCCAGCCAGGUCGGGUACUUCACCUCCUUGAUGUUCUUGAUUGAGAGGAGCAUGGUGAUCUCCCCCUUGACGAAGUCUCGUCUGUCGACCGAAAGGUAGCGCCGCUUCUGCUUGACUGGCGUGGAGGCGGGAUCGACUAACAACCGGUGGGUGAUCACCUUGCGGCUGAUGCCAGGCAUGUUGUCUGGCCCCCACACAAAGAUGAUUGCAUAUGACUGCAGGACUUUGAGUAUGUCAUCAUGUUGGUCCUGUGGGAGUUGCCUCCCAAUUUUUAGGACUCAUUCCGGCCGAGAGGUGUCCAAACGGACCUCCUCAACCUCUUUGACUAGCUCAGCAUGUGGCCUCUCUUCGUCCUUGGCGACAGUGGCGGUGAUAGUGUCUAUCCUUUGCUCGGUGCCUAUGGCCGGCUUUGUCAGCUUGAGGUAGCAUGCUCUGGCUAUCCUCCGGUUCCUCCUGGCGUAGCCGAUGCCACCGCUGGUAGGGAACUUCAAGCACAAGUGCUCCAUGGAGAUGAUGGCCUCCAGGUCCUCUAGUGCUGGUCGCCCCCAUAUCAGGUUGUGGGCACACUCGAGGUUGACCACCAUGAAUUCCAUGUCAAUUUUGGCACGAUAGGAGCCGUCGUCGACCUCCACGGGGAGGACUAUUGUGCCCUCGGCGUCGAUAGAGUCCCCGGUGAAGCCAGACAACGAUGUCUGUAUCGGCUUGAGCAGGGCCUUGUUCAGCCUUAGCUGCUUGAAGGUGUCAUGGUACAUGACAUUGACAGAGCUCCCCGUAUCGAUGUAACUGUGGUGGAUGAUAGAGUUACCUAUCUCACAUCAGAUGACGAGGGCGUCCCUGUGUGAUGCGGAACCCGGAGGCAGAUCCUUUUCGGUGAAGGUGACCGCCUCCGUCCGUUGCCUCUUCGACUAAGGGGGAAUAUGGGAUACUUCGCCAAUGUAUAGGGACUGAGCCCACUUCUUUCUCUGGGUGGCGGUAUCCCCCCAGUGUUGCCCCCCACGAUGAGAUGGAUGUGGUUCUUCUUCGGAGGGGGCUCCUCGAACUCCUCGUCGUCAUCACUGAGUCUGCCGAUCUCACGCUUUUUCGUAGAGGGUUCGCCCCCAUUUUUGCUGGUGUUUACCCACGUAUUUUUGUGUGGGCCACCUUUAACAAAUUGGGAAAGUUGUGGGAGGUGUUCCUGUGGUAACGGCAAUAGGUACAGCCCUGAUGGAUGGCGUAGAUUUCCUUCACCAGCCGAGGAUCCCGUUCAAUGAGAUCAUGUUCCUCGGCAUAAUCGAGGAUGGAGCAGGCCGAGUGAGUGAGGGGGUCUUCGGCCUUUCCAUCCUCAGCCGCCAUGGGCGAUCCUUCUUGUUCUGUCCGCUAGACCCGUGGCGGCUCUGUCCCCCCUGACCUCGGUCCAUGGCCAAGGGUGCACCUGGAGUCUGCGCAGUGUUUGUCUUCUUGGAGGAGUGCUACCCGUCCUUCUUGUGGUUGCGAAGCUCGUCGGCGUCAACGUAUAAGUUCCCCCGCUGGAGCGCCUUUAUGUAUGACCUUGGAGGGUCAGUGAUGAGACUUCUCGCAUAUGGGGUGCCGCGGAGGGCUCCCUGAUAAAGUACAAGGAGGGUGCGCUCAUUAGCCCCCUCAACCUCGUUGGUCUCCCUCGUCCACCGGAGUGAUUCAUCAUGCUGCUGCUUGACGGAGAGGAGAUGGGUGAAGUACUUCUUUGCACGCUUCCUCCCGGCAAAGUGGGUGAGGAAGCAUUGGGCAAGAUCCUGCCAUGAGUCUAUGCUUCCUUCGGGGAGCGCGUUGAACCACUGGUACGCUGGCCCUUCAAGAGUGGAAAGGAUCCAACAACAUAGGUAUUCAUCUGACACAUUCACCAUCAACAUGUUGUUCUGAUAAUGGUUGAAGUGCUCCUGAGGAUCGGCGUUGCCGUCAUAGGGCUUGAUGACGUUGCCUCGGUACUUCUCGGGAAUAGGGGCCGAGAGUACCCUGGCGGUGAAGGGAGUCCUCGUCCUGAUUUGGACGAUGGGGUCUCCUCGGCCUUCGACCAACUCCCUCUCCAGGAUGCUGACCUUGUGCAAGAGGGUGUUAAAGCCGGGAUCCCUGGAUGAGUUGCCUGUGGGAGGGGCGGCAAGCUGUUUCGCCUCCAUCUGAGCGAGCCUUCGCUCUAGCUGGGCGAUUACCUCGUCCUGGGGGUCCCUGGCGGCCAUGGUGGCGCCUUGUGUCUGCAGGCAGGCUGCGUGAGCCGUGUUGAUUUGGUGACGUGUGACUCCCUCGUGCAGCUUCCCUUUGCCUUUGUCCAAGCGGAGCCGAUCCACUGUUCGAGAUACGGACCCCAAGCUCUCCCUUGGUUAUCCAGGCUCACAUUCACCAAUCCAUCCCACCAUACUCUCCGAAACAGGCCGACAACGCGUGUCACCUAGCCUAUUGAAGGCUAGGGCUUUUCCAUGCGCUAGGGUCGGUCUAGCUCGAAGCGGGGAAGCAGGGUGGGAGUGGGAUGACGAUGUGUCCUGGGGCACCACCCCUUCAUCGUUGCCUAUCUUGAUGGCCAACGGCUGGGGCUGAGGAGGCAACGUCGUGUUCUCCCCAUUCCUUGGCAUGAGUGCACUAAGGACGGUGGGGCUCUCGGCCAGACUGGCGAUGAUGGCCGAGAGCGCGGCUUGGAGAUGAGGGUCAACGACGGGAGAAACCGGUUGCCCCAAGGCAUUGUCGCCCUUCUCCGGGUGCUUCUUCUCCAGGUCGAUGCGGGCGUCAGGAGUGCCGCUGUUGAGCUGGUGGCGAAGAUCAUUCGUGAGGUGUUUUUCGGCCGUGGCGUCCUCCUCGUGUUCCCUGUUCUCUUGGGCCUCCGGGAUCGCCUUGCCGAGGAGGUUACGUUUUGACCUUGUUCUUCCCAUUGUCAGUUAGUUGUGUUUGGUGGCGACGAAGGAUGCUAACUUGAAAUCUAGCUCUCAACGAGAGCACCACAUGAUAGACUAAUUGUCUAGAGAGAAGUGAGAGCUAGAGAGAGAAGUGUUAUAAAUGCUUGUUAUUAAUGAUUUGUGAACCCCCUACAACUAGGGCUGAGCAAAACCGACCCUACCCGAAGAACCCGAUCGGGUGAACCCGAUUUUUUGUUAUUGGGUCGGUUGACCCGACCCGAACCCUCGAACCGACCCGCCAACCCGUUAUUUUUUGGACCGACACCCAGCGGGUAGGGUCCUCCUAAUCCCUACCCGAACCGCCCGAAAACCCGACCAAGCCUAAGCCCAGUAGCCCACUUCCCCGGUUCCCCCAAGGCCCCAACUCCCCAAGCCUAUAAGACCAUUACCCAACUCCCCAAGCCCAUUAGCCCAUUAGUCAAAAUAACACCACUCCCUUUCCCUUAUCCCUAUUUCCCUUCGCCGGUUAACCCUAGCUUACACAGUUGCACUCUCAGACUCUCUCUCUCUAACUCUCUAAGCGGCUAACCCUAAUUUGGUCUGACUUGUCACUUCGUCGGCCGCCGUUGCCGUCAUUGUAGGGCUGUAGGCAUGUAGUUCUCAACCUAGUGGAAGCCUUCAUCUCCUUGUAGGGUUUACCGUCUCUACUCUCUAACCUAGUGGAAGUCUUUCAUCUCCUUCGUCUCGAGCCGUUGAGGUAUAAAAUACUUAUUCGUAUUAUGGUAAGUUUAGUCCUCGAUGAUGCAUGGAUGUUCUGAGUUGUGAUUAGUCUUGUGAUGUUCGUAUAUUUGUGAAAGUUGCAUGUACAGAUCUGUUCGAAUGUUCGGUUAUCCAGUUGUCCCUGUUAAUUGUUGAUGUAUAUUAGUAUAUUUGUAUAUAUGUACAACUCUUAUGAUCCAUUCAGAAUUUCAAAUCUGUUUAUUUGAAAUAUGAAUGAAGUGUGGAAGCUAAUCAAGCUAUAUAUUCUAUAUUCAUGUGUUGCCUACUGACUACCGUGGAGAUGUCAGAUGUGGUUGUGACUUUUUAUAUGAGUCCAGAUCUGUACAUUUUGUGAUGUAUUUGUAUUAUUGUAUUUGUAUACACCUAUAAGUCCACCUCUGUUACUCUGUAUACUUUGAGAUAAUGAGAUGUGUCAUGUGGAAGUUUAGUAUACACCUAUCAAUAUAUCAUAUGUUGUUUACUUGUUAGUUGUUAUGUUGUUUGUUGUACAUAAGUAACAUAACUGCCUUAUUAUUUUGAUGAAGAAGCC
This is a messenger RNA of Cuscuta europaea, 7244 nucleotides long. The record is from the annotation of a GenBank genome assembly. NCBI's taxonomy places the organism in Eukaryota, Viridiplantae, Streptophyta, Magnoliopsida, Solanales, Convolvulaceae.